Molecule: messenger RNA, 1257 nt
Organism: Erythranthe guttata (spotted monkey flower)
Lineage: Eukaryota; Viridiplantae; Streptophyta; Magnoliopsida; Lamiales; Phrymaceae
Source: RefSeq, a predicted model, not a curated record
AGCAGAAGAAUCCAGGAUAAUACAUCUCUCCAUUCCUCCCCAACGGUGAUAAAAACCAACGGCAUGAAACAGAGGAGUGAAAGAUGGUGAGGCUUCUUCUCUGCAACUCUUCACCAUCAAUCUCCCCGCCGUCGACGCCGCCGCCGUAUUCGCCGUCGCCGUAUUCUCCGCUGGUGCAGAAAUCAAAUUUAUUCAGGCGUCCAUUAAAAAACCUCGCAGUUUCCCUCAAAACAAGGCGCUCGCACGAAAUUCCGUCUAUUGCGCAAGCCCUAAGUUCAACCCUAGUAUCUGUAGCACUCUCCUUGGGGCUUUUCUACGCAUCUCCUCCAGAUGCAGUCUCGACUGAAUUAGUUACUCCCCAGGAGGAAUUGAAUUGUCGGGAAGAAGACGAUUACGUGGAUGGUAGUUUGACGGCACCGGUUGUGACGAAUGAGGAGAUUGUGGGGGAGGCUUGGCAAAUUGUGAAUGACGGUUUUCUCGACGCCGGUCGGCACCGCUGGUCUUCUGAUUCGUGGCUUAAAAAGAAGGAAGACGUGCUAGGCGCCUCGAUUCAGUCGAGAUCAAGAGCCCACGAUAUCAUUAGGCGAAUGUUGGCGAGCUUAGGAGACCCUUACACUCGUUUUCUCUCUCCGACCGAGUUCUCCAAGAUGGCAAGGUAUGAUAUGACCGGCAUCGGUAUAAACCUACGGGAAAUUCCAGAUGAUAAUGGGGUGACAAAGUUGAAGGUUUUAGGACUUAUAUUGGACGGUCCCGCCCAGACUGCUGGUGUUAGACAGGGAGACGAACUACUGUCUAUUAAUGGGGUGGAUGUGAAAGGAAAAUCAGCAUUUGAAGCAUCAUCAUUGCUACAAGGACCCAAUGAAACGUUUGUCAACAUCAUGGUCAAGCAUGGGAACUGUGGACCUGUGCAAUCCAUAAGGAUUCAGCGGCAGUCUAUUGCCAAGUCCCCAGUUUUUUACCGCUUGGAACAGGUUAAGAAUAGUUCAAGUUCUGUUGGGUAUGUGCGCCUGAAAGAGUUCAAUGCUUUGGCCAGAAAAGAUUUGGUUACAGCAAUGAGAAGACUUCAAGACAUGGGUGCCUCUUAUUUUGUCCUCGACCUUCGAGACAAUCUUGGUGGACUGGUGCAGGCUGGCAUUGAAAUUGCUAAACUCUUCCUCGACAAGGGGGAAACAGUAUGUGUAUCUAAACAUUCUUCUAUCUUGUGUAUCAGCAGUUGCCUUCUUCAUUUAUUAGCCUUAUAGAGAAUUAUGCUGUGCU